UUUAUUUUUAUAUACCUAUCUAUCUCUCUCUUACAUUUUAUUUUUAUUAUUUUCAUCACUCACUCCCUCUUCUCUCUCUCUCUUUCUCUCCAGUUUGUUUUUCACCGUCUCCGAUGAACGUCCAAUAAACCCUAAUUUCGCUCUACUCUCUUCACUCUACAGAGAAAGUUGUGAGGAAAAUAAAUUACAAAGCGCAACAAAAUAGAGGGGAUCUAAGGGUUGGGAUAUAUGUCCUACAAUCAAUCGAGGCCGGAUAAGAGCGAGACGACACAGUAUAGGAAAUCCGAGAGGCGAUCCACGAGCUCCAAUCAGCAGCGGGGCUCCUCAGGCGCUUACGGUAAGGGCGGCGGGCCCGCCCCUUCUCCGUCAUACAAUCAAUCCUUCAACCGCAGUUUCAAGAAGAAUAACAAUAAUGUACAAGGAGGGCAAUCCCGGGCAAGCGUGCCCACUGUGAACUCAUCUUCGUCGGAGUCUAGUAAUCCUUCUACACCGCGUGGUACUGUUCUGCAGAAUGGUUCUCAUGUACAGCCCCAAUUACAUGGAGCAGCAUCUGAUGUGCUGGUUACAAGCACAGCUGCCAAGCCGGCUGAGAGUUUGGCUCCUCAGAGAAUCACCCGAGCUGUUCCGAAGGCUCCAACUUCUCAAUCUGCCUCCGUGAGCUCUGACUUGACAGCUCCCACAACACCCGCAAAGUCCCCCGGAGAUGCGUCCAAAGCAUUCCCCUUUCAGUUUGGGUCCAUAAGUCCUGGUUUCAUGAAUGGGAUGCAGGUUCCUGCUCGAACUAGCUCAGCGCCACCAAAUUUGGACGAGCAGAAACGAGACCAGGCACGCCAUGAUUCUUUUAGAUCUGUUCCUCCGUUGCCAGUGCCUCCGAUGCCAGCUCCUCCUGCACCUAAGCAGUUACCAAGAAAGGAUGUAGCUACUGCAAUCCAAUCUAAUACUGGGGAGGCUCAUUCAGUGCCCAAGGCAAGAAAGGAUGCACAAGUCUCACCUGCACCGCCAGCAAGCCAACCACAGAAACCAUCUGUUCAUCCUAUGAUUGGUAUGUCCAUGCAAAUGCCAUUUCACCAGCCUAAAGGUUCGGUGCAGUUUGGUGGCCCCAACCAACAGAUUCAAUCCCAGAGUUUGGCAGCUGCUUCACUUCAAAUGCCAUUGACUGGACCUUUAGCUAUGGGAAAUGCAUCCCAAGUGCAACAGACUAUGUAUGUUCCAGGUCUCCAACCCCUUCCCAUGCAGACUCAAGGACUCAUUCAUCAAGGCCAAGGGCUGAGUUUCACAACUCAAAUUGGUCCUCAGUUACCCCCUCAGUUGGGCAAUAUGGGAUUCAUGACUCCACAAUACCCCCAGCCAGGGGGGAAACUUGGUGGUCCUCGUAAAACUACUGUUAAAAUUACACAUCCAGACACACAUGAAGAGUUGAAUUUUGAUAAACCGGCAGAUUCCUAUUCAGAUGUUGGGUCAUCAGGCCCUAGGUCUCACCCUAAUGUGCCUCCUCAUUCCCAGCCUAUUCCAUCAUAUGGACCUACUCAUCCUAUUAACUUUUAUUCUCCCAAUUCUUACAAUGCCAGUUCUAUAUUUUCGACCCCAAGUUCUGUUUCUUUAACAAGUAGCCACGUACCACCCAAUUCUCAAGCCUCAAGAUUUAAUUAUCCAGUUCCCCAGGGUUCCCAAAACUUGGCAUUCAUGAAUCCACCUGCUCAUAAUCCCCUACCUGUAAAUAAGAUGGGGACCCAAAUGCAUGGUGUUGCAGAUCCACCAAACAUGGAACAAUCUCGUGAUGUACAUAACAUAAUCUCCUCUGCUCCAUCGACAACGACACCAGUUACAGUUAAACCUGCUGCUGGUUCUUAUAUUGGAGAAAAGGCUACAGACUCAUUGCUGCCAAAUAGUCCACGUGUUGAAAAGAUUGAAUCUCCUAAACUUGUGAGGCCAUCUGUGGAAUCUAGCUCAUCACAUUCUCAAAGAGAUUCUGAGAUUUGUUCAGAAAUAUCUUUACGGCAGCCUAAACCUAGCACUGAAUCAUUGGCGUUCAAGUCCUUGUCAGUGGAAACAAAUCAGCCAGUGUCAGUAUCAGAUGCUGGUCUUCCUGAGGGCCUUGUAUCUAAUCACUCUACUUUGGCUUCAGUUUCACCAACUGAGGAAUCUGCACCAGUUGUGCCCAAUAAUGAAGGCAGAAGAAGGGAAGCCAUUGACAGGUCAAACUCUAUUAAAGAUCAGAAAAAGCCAGGCAAGAAAGGACUUAUCCAAUCACAUCUGCAGGUUGGUAGCCAAUCUGCGUCAACCUCAGACUUGCCUUCUACAUCUUUUAAUGGUGGAGUUUCAGGAGCUGUACUGGCUAAAGCGAAUGCCACACCCGUGACUAAUGAAGUAGUUUCUUCAUCUCAGCAAUCGCCACCAACUGUUCCUGCUGCUGCUACUGAUGCUUCUGAAUUAAAGGUUGACAGUGUUGGCGAAGGUGUCACCAGUGUCUCAUCUGAAAUUUCUGGCGCCAGAAUAAUUGUUGAUACCUCUGAAACUGUUUGUCAUGCUAAUCUAGAUAAAUCCAAUUCUCAGGAUGAACAAUUAGCCCAUGAAGCUGCAGGAAAAGAUGAGCAAGGAGAAAGCAGAUUGCCUGAAGGGCCCAAACAUAUUAACAGUAGUCAGAUAUCUUCAGAACCUAUUCUGUUAAAAUCUUCUGAGGGAAAACAAUCUGGACAGGAGUCUGUUCUUAAGGAAAUUACUGCAAGUGAUGAGGUUCUAACUUUAAAGGCUGAACAGAGGGGGCUGGAUGAACCUGUGAGGUGUCCUACAGGAAUCGACAGGAUGACUGAUAAUCUAGAAAUUUUGAACUCCAAGGUUUUGGGUUCCACAGUUGGUGGAAGUCCUAAUGGUGAGAAGAUCUCAACUUUGGAUGCCUCGUCAAGCAGAAGCAAUAGCUUGGGCAGUAGUGAAAUUGUUACGGUAUCUGGUAUAUCAGAUCAGCAGUCUGCUCCCAUUAUGACACCUGAUCAAUUUGCAGAAGCUACUUCAAAACAUGGAGGGGAAGGUGCAGAGGACAUUGGUGGUUUGAUCUCUUCUGCAGCAUCAGGUUCCAAAGAUAAACCUGUCCCUGAUCUGAACAGGGCAAAGAGUACUGCUAAAGCAAAGAAGAAGAGAAAAGAAAUUCUUCAAAAGGCUGAUGCUGCUGGGUCAACGUCUGAUCUUUAUAAUGCAUACAAGGGCCCAGAGGAAAAGAAAGAAACUGUUGUGUCUACAGAAUGUACUGAGAGUACUUCUAAUGUGCAUGUGAAGGAGGCACCUGCUGAUGCUGUCGAAGUAGAUGCCAUAGCGAGUGAAAAGAGAGGACUGCUUGAAGCUGAACCUGAUGAUUGGGAAGAUGCCGCUGACAUAUACCCAAAAUUAGAAGUUUCAGAUAAUGGACUACAGAUCCAUGGAAGAGUGGAUAAUUAUGACAAUGAUGGAGAUGGAAUUACAGCCAAAAAGUAUUCCAGAGAUUUCCUCAUUAAAUUUUCGGAGCAAUGCACUGAUCUUCCAGAAGAUUUUGAGAUUUCAGCAGAUAUAGCAGAGGCUGUGAUGAGUGCUAAUUUCAAUAGCUCUCAUCUUGUUGAGCGCGAUUCAUACCCUAGUCCUGGAAGAAUCAUAGAUAGAGCGAGUGGGGGAUCUCGAACAGACCGCCGUAGUAGUGGCAUGGCUGAGGAAGACAAGUGGAGCAGACAACCUGGUAAUUUUGGGUCAGGGCGGGAUGUGCGUCAGGAUCCUGGUUAUGGAGGUAAUGCAGGUUUUCGGCCUGGCUCAGGUGGCAAUUAUGGUGUUCUCAGGAACCCACGUGGACAGACACCUAUGCAGUAUGCUGGAGGAAUGUUCUUUGGGCCAUCCAUGGGUCCUCAGGGAGGAGUGCCUAGAAAUAAUCCCGAUGCUGACAGGUGGUUGCGUGGUACCAAUAUUCAACAAAAAGGUUUAAUUCUCCCUCAGACUCCAUUACUGAUGAUGCACAAAGCUGAGAAGAAAUAUAAAGUGGGUAACGUGACAGAUGAGGAACAGGCAAAGCAAAGGCAAUUGAAAGCUAUUUUAAACAAGCUUACUCCUCAGAACUUUGAGAAACUUUUUGAGCAAGUAAAAGCGGUUAAAAUUGACAAUGCAAUGACUCUUACUGGCAUCAUCUCACAGAUAUUUGACAAAGCUUUAAUGGAGCCUACUUUCUGUGAGAUGUAUGCCAAUUUCUGUUGUCAUCUGGCUGUGGAGUUGCCUGAUUUCAACAAUGAAGAAAAUGAGAAGAUAACUUUUAAGAGAUUGCUUCUGAAUAAGUGCCAGGAGGAAUUUGAGAGAGGGGAAAGAGAGCAAGAAGAAGCUAAUAAAGCUGAUGAAGAGGGUGACAUCAAGCAGUCUGCAGAGGAAAGAGAAGAGAAGAAAGUUCAGGCUCGGAGACGAAUGUUGGGUAAUAUUAGAUUAAUUGGGGAGUUGUACAAGAAGAGAAUGUUAACUGAGCGAAUAAUGCACGCAUGCAUCCACAAGUUGCUGGGCCAGUAUCAGAAUCCUGAUGAAGAAGAUGUUGAGGCUUUGUGCAAAUUGAUGAGUACUAUUGGAGAGAUGAUCGAUCAUCCCAAAGCUAAAGAGCAUAUGGACGCAUAUUUUGAUGGAAUGAAGUUGUUAUCUACUAAUAUGAACUUAUCUUCUAGGGUCAGGUUUAUGUUGAAGGAUGCAUUGGAUUUGAGAAAGAAUAAAUGGCAACAGAGAAGGAAAGUUGAAGGGCCAAAAAAGAUUGAGGAAGUGCACAGGGAUGCUGCUCAAGAACGGCAGGCACAAUCCAACAGGUUGAGCCGUGGGUUAAGCAUGAACCAGUCAGUCAGGAGAACACCUAUGGACUUCGUUCCAAGAGGAUCAACAAUGUUGUCUUCCCCAAAUACCCAGAUGGGUGGUUUCCGUGGAGUUUCUACUCCGGUUCGUGGGUAUGGCAAUCAGGAUAUUCGGUUGGAGGAAAGACAGCCUUAUGAGGCUAGGAUGUUGUCAGUUUCCUUGCCUCAGAGGCCAACAAUGGGUGAUGAUUCUAUUACUCUGGGACCUCAAGGUGGCCUUGGGAGAGGAAUGUCAAUCAGAGGAUCACCAUCAAUUCCAAGUGCUGCUGUAGCUGAUGUAUCUCCAGCCCCUGCAGAUUCCAGAAGAAUGGCAGCUGGUUUGAAUGGUUACAGCACUGCAUCAGAGCGGACAACAUAUGGCACAAGGGAGGAUCUCAAUCCAAGAUAUAAUUCAGAUAGAAUUGCAGCUCCAGCUGCUUAUGACCACUUGAGUUCUCAAGAGCGUAAUGUGAAUUAUGGUAACAGAGACCUGAGGAAUCCGGACCGGAGUCUCGAUAGAUCUCUUGCUACAUCACCACCUGCACGAGGGCAGGGUGCAACUUCUCAAAAUGUCCCUUCAGAAAAAGAGUGGCCUGAAGAACGCCUUCGGGAAAUGUCCAUGGCAGCAAUUAAAGAAUUUUACAGUGCCAGAGACGAGAAAGAAGUUGAAUUUUGCAUCAAAGAUUUAAAUUCCCCGAGCUUCCAUCCCUCAAUGGUAUCUUUAUGGGUCACAGACUCUUUUGAGAGGAAGCACAUGGAAAGGGAUCUUUUGGCUAAGCUUCUAGUCAAUCUUUCGAAGUCUCGGGAUGGCCUGUUGAAUCAAACCCAGCUCAUUAAAGGGUUUGAAUCUGUUCUGACUACUCUGGAGGAUGCUGUAAAUGAUGCCCCAAGAGCACCAGAAUUUCUUGGUGGCAUCUUUGCCAAAGUCAUUACAGAAAAUGUGAUCCCUUUUAGAGAGAUUGGGCGGUUAAUACAUAAAGGUGGAGAGGAGCCGGGUCACCUUCUGGAAGUUGGGCUUGCAGCAGAUGUUCUUGGAAGCAUCUUGGAAAUAAUAAAAUCGGAGAAAGGGGAUUCUGUCUUAAAUGAGAUGCAGGCAAGCUCCAAUUUGCGUUUUGAGGAUUUUCGGCCCCCAGAUCCUAACAGAUCGAGGAAAUUAGAUAAAUUUCUUUAGGGGAUUUUGAUGCUCAUUGUAUCUUGCUAGGGAAAAAAAAAAAAGAAAGAAAGAAAGAAAAAUUGUUCUGUAGUAUGUUAGGCUACUUAUUAAAUAAUAUUUUUCUGUGGGUUGGUAGGGAUCUAUAUAUGGGGUGUUUUCCUUUUCCUUGUCCUAAUAUUAUUCUUGAAAUGUUAACUGCAAUUAUGAAAGGUUCAAUUGAGCAUCGGAAAAUUUUUUAGUUUUCCAA
Messenger RNA from Juglans microcarpa x Juglans regia, 6211 nucleotides. Its product is annotated as eukaryotic translation initiation factor 4G-like. The record is from RefSeq and is a predicted model, not a curated record. Gene Ontology annotation, cellular component: eukaryotic translation initiation factor 4F complex. Gene Ontology annotation, molecular function: protein binding; translation initiation factor activity; mRNA binding. Lineage: Eukaryota; Viridiplantae; Streptophyta; Magnoliopsida; Fagales; Juglandaceae.